Cetraspora pellucida is the source of this 321-nucleotide messenger RNA. The record is from the annotation of a GenBank genome assembly. Lineage: Eukaryota; Fungi; Glomeromycota; Glomeromycetes; Diversisporales; Gigasporaceae.
AUGUCAUGUUCAAAAGAAGAAAUUGAAAAAGAAUUUCAAAAAUUACGUGAAUUUAAAGAAAAAGUAAAAAAUGAAGAUAUAAUGUUAUUUAUGAGUUUUUGUUCACUUACAUUUGGUGAUAUUGAAGAAAUUAUUGAAAGAAAAACUACUGAAGAAAAAAAAAAUUUUUAUAUUGAAAAUUAUAAUGGUUAUCCAAAAAAUCCUCAAGAUAUUAUAUCAUAUAAUCGAAGAAUUAUGGAAAUGUUUAUUACAAGAUUUGUGAUGAAUAGAAAAAAAAUUUUAGCAAAACUUGAUUCUAAUCCUAGAACAUCUGAUAAUUAA